AAUCUACGAAAAUGAAACUGUUCGGACUUUUAGUGUGCUUGAUUGCUGCGGUUUCGGCUGCCCCUAGCAAGGACUACAUCGAACUAGCACGUGGUGGACGUGUUGUUGGUGGAAUUAAUGCUCUGCGCCAUGAGUUUCCGAGCAUCGUUUCAAUUCAGCGUUUGAUCCUGACUCUGUCGGCUCACAUCUGCGGUGGCAGCAUUAUCAACCAGCGCUGGGUCUUGACCGCUGCUCAUUGUGUCACUGAAUCGCCUGAGAAUGCCCGCUUCGCCGUAUGGGCUGGAUCGCAUGAUAUCACCGCCUCGGAAACUACCCGUCAGUUGGUCAACGUCGAGCAAUCCAUUGUUCAUCCGGAAUACCUCGGUGGAGUUAAUCCUUCCGAUGUGGCUGUCAUGCGCCUGGUCGGAUACUUGAACUUCAAUGAUUUCGUCCAACCCGCCACGCUGCAGCCUAUCGGAAAUCAGCCCCAACCAGGACCGGCCACUCUUGCCGGAUGGGGAAGCACUUCGAACACUGCCAAUCCAUCGAUGCCAGCCAUUCUGCAGAAGGUCGUCAAGCCAAUCAUCGACUACGAGACUUGCCUGCAAGCCAACGGAGGAGAAGGAAACAGUCCGCUGGGACCAUCCAACCUCUGCACUGGACCACUGACCGGAGGUAUCUCUGCCUGCUCUGGAGAUUCCGGCGGCCCACUGUACACCAUCGCCAACGGUGUGCAGACUCAGGUCGGCAUUGUGUCCUGGGGAUGGAUGCCAUGUGGCACGAUUGGACGUCCAUCGGUGUACGUUGGCAUUUCUCACUACCGUGCUUGGAUCGAUAGUACUGCAGUGUAAAA
Ochlerotatus camptorhynchus is the source of this 832-nucleotide messenger RNA. Its product is annotated as trypsin-1-like. The record is from RefSeq and is a predicted model, not a curated record. Lineage: Eukaryota; Metazoa; Arthropoda; Insecta; Diptera; Culicidae. Gene Ontology annotation, biological process: proteolysis. The transcript has a single exon. The coding region runs from base 12 to 830 and encodes 272 amino acids. Gene Ontology annotation, molecular function: serine-type endopeptidase activity.